AUGCUGAUGCCUUAUCUGAAUGCUCUCUCCAGUUUCCGAGAGAAAGUUAGGAAUAUCGCCAAGGAAAAUAAAGUGACCGCCAUUCUGGAGGAAUGUGACCGGUUACGAGACGAUGUUCUCCCUGAACUGGGUGUCCGACUGGAGGAUCGAGCACAGGACAGGAAACAGUGGUGA
This is a messenger RNA of Cooperia oncophora, 174 nucleotides long. Lineage: Eukaryota; Metazoa; Nematoda; Chromadorea; Rhabditida; Trichostrongylidae. The record is from the annotation of a GenBank genome assembly.